GCGCACAACUCGUAGGGAGCCCUUCCUACGAUUUCCCUGACUAUGUCUCGGGCGAAGAACGUCUUCUGUGAUUUGGAGAAAUCGAAUUUCUUCGACUUGCGCGGGAACGGUGUUUUGACGGUCUUGUGGUGGAGCGAACGCGCUUUUUUGUUGAGGAUCAUCCGGGGGUCAAAUUUUUUAGAAUAUUUUUUGGAUCAGGGGCUUGUCCAUUUCCUCACACAGCUGCACAUGGACGAACACACUUUGCGCUGCGAUCACGACGGGCUGUCAAACACGGCCAAAUAAGUGUAGUGGCAGACCUGAUGUAAAUUUGGUUGCUACCACUUCGCGAAUGGUGAGCCCAUGCCAAUGUAAAGCUCGUCCGUCUUAAUGAAGGGUGCCACAGGCACAUUCACCCGAUCCGCACCACCACGUACAAAAAUUCCCUACAAACGGUAUUAAAAGACAGUGCACACCGUUUCGGUGUUGCCGGGCUCCUUCCAAGAAAUGCGAGUUGCGCAUGAAAAGGUGCACAUCACAUGCAGGGAACGCUGCGUUAAACAUGCAGCCGCAUGCCUGUGCCCUCAUGCAGGCACAAUGUUUUCGGUGAGUGCAUUUCCUGCCAUAGACCGCAUACAGCGGUGAAUCGCCACACCGGUUAAACCGCGCUUCAUACGCACAUCUUAAUGGUACGUUCUCCUUCAUUGAACACGUGCUCACACGUUCACAUGCCAUCCUCUCCAUGAUAUUCGGAUAAACACGUCCAAUCAAUCAACACCAUCCCAAAUUUACGCUUCUUGGUUUGUAAUCCCAACUUUUACGCAAUUCGUACCUCAAAGUGCAAAUUACAGAUUAAUUUAUCAGCACCGUGCAAUUUUUCCUAAAACCGUAACUUUUUCUCCGCAUUAAUCACAUUGUAGGAAAAAUCAGGCUCAUUAAUUUUCAUUGGUUCCUAUCAGAAGUGCCCUGUGCAAUGUACAAAUGCAUUUUGUGCUUUAUUACGGGGUUUCUUGCAAAAAAAUGUAAAAUUUUGGUGUUCGAUGACCAUCACGCUCUCUACAACGAGGACGAGAGGUACUUCAUCACAAAAUGCGGAUAUAGCGAAACACAACGGUGCAACCAGUUCAUUUGCACGCUGCACUCCAUUUUCAGCGGGCGCAUGGUAGAAUACGGGCAAAAGGACAAUCUCUGCGAGAAGGUGUGCAAGAUGUACGAAAAGAGCGGUAGCAAUGCCUGUGCUGCGGAGCAAGGUGGGGACAGCGGACAGAAAGAAUUUAAGGAGCUUGGGGAUGUGUUUGUGGAGAUACCCACAGAUUUUACGUUCCAUGGCAUGUCGUAUCCGCAAAUGAGAGGUGUUGUUGUUCUUUGCGAGUAUGGCAUGGGACGAAUCGUAGUAAAUUGAAGUAUUUUACC
This is a messenger RNA of Vavraia culicis subsp. floridensis, 1392 nucleotides long. RefSeq lists its product as uncharacterized. Lineage: Eukaryota; Fungi; Microsporidia; Pleistophoridae. The transcript has a single exon. The coding region runs from base 953 to 1381 and encodes 142 amino acids. The record is from RefSeq and is a predicted model, not a curated record.